AUGGCGAUCAAUGCUUCGAUAGAUAAAUCUGUCGUCGGUGACGAUGAGAUAGAUAAACUUGAGAAGGAGGUUAGACGAAGGUUAGGUGUCGUAGGGGGCCUGCUCAAAUUAAGGGACAAAGAUUCCACGGAAACUUAUAAGGAACAUUUUGAAACGGCAAAACGAGAAUUCGAUCAAAUAGCCCAAUACAUAGCAGAGGUACAAGAGAAGGUCGACAGGGAGCUAUCUUUGAUGCAUCAGGUAAACGGAGUAGUUCGUGCCAAUGGACUCCAACAAAUAGUAUUCAAAGAAUUUGACCGACAAAUUCAAACCUCGGAGACACUGCAAGCUAUAAACGAACUCAAGAAGGCCUCGAAAGAAAUUAAAAAUAAAAUACUGCAAAGAGCAAAGGAGGCUGCCAGGCAGGGCGAUACAUGUGUAAGCACCACCAAGAAACAAACUAGACGCAAUCCGUCACCAUUCACCGGGGAACACAAUGACGAGCCUGCACACAAUAAUAAAAGGCCAAAAACUGCUAUGGGAAGCUACUCAAAGGAUCGUGACACAUUCAACCGUUACAUCCUAUAA
Molecule: messenger RNA, 567 nt
Organism: Babesia sp. Xinjiang
Lineage: Eukaryota; Apicomplexa; Aconoidasida; Piroplasmida; Babesiidae
Exons: 1
Coding region: 1-567 (188 amino acids)
Source: RefSeq, a predicted model, not a curated record